Messenger RNA from Ahaetulla prasina, 3997 nucleotides. RefSeq names its product mitochondrial glutamate carrier 1-like. Gene Ontology annotation, biological process: aspartate transmembrane transport; L-glutamate transmembrane transport; malate-aspartate shuttle. The transcript has 9 exons. Gene Ontology annotation, molecular function: L-glutamate transmembrane transporter activity; L-aspartate transmembrane transporter activity. The record is from RefSeq and is a predicted model, not a curated record. The coding region runs from base 122 to 1132 and encodes 336 amino acids. NCBI's taxonomy places the organism in Eukaryota, Metazoa, Chordata, Lepidosauria, Squamata, Colubridae.
AAGGUAUGGGUUCAGUCUGCAGAGAUUAGACAGAAUUGUCUCUUCAAAGAACCAACUUCUGAUCGGCAGCUUGUAUUAUUUUCACUGACCAAAGAAAACUUGGAGCAUUCUUCCUUUUGAGAUGAAAAUGGCUGAGAAACAGAUUAGUUUGCCUGCUAAACUCAUCAAUGGAGGAGCUGCUGGGAUCAUAGGUGUUACUUGUGUAUUUCCAAUUGAUUUGGUUAAAACUAGGCUACAGAAUCAAAGAAGUGGACAGCAAGUCUACAAAAGCAUGUUGGAUUGUCUAAUGAAAACUUUACGUUCAGAAGGCUAUUUUGGCAUGUAUAGAGGUGCAGCGGUGAACCUGACCCUUGUAACACCUGAGAAGGCUAUCAAACUGGCUGCUAAUGACUAUUUUAGACACCUUCUUGCCAAGGAAGGGGUAGGUCUGUCUUUAUCUAAAGAGAUGCUAGCAGGCUGCGGUGCUGGAGUUUGCCAGGUCAUCAUCACCACUCCUAUGGAGAUGCUAAAAAUCCAGCUUCAAGAUGCCGGGAGACUAGCAUCUCAGCAAAUUGUGAGCAGAGUUUCUUGUUCCACUUCUGGAUGCAAUCUUGUUACUGUCAACCCUGUCCUGACUAGAGCAUACAAUGUAGGACCUGUGGUUAUCCCAAGGAAGAUAUCUGCCACCCAAAUAGCAACUGAGCUUCUACAAACCCAUGGCAUCAAAGGACUCUAUAAGGGUCUCGGAGCCACCUUAUUGAGGGAUGUUCCAUUCUCUGUCAUCUAUUUCCCACUGUUUGCCCAUUUGAAUAGAGUAGGACAAGAUUCCUUAGAGGGGAAAACAAGCUUCUUUCACUCUUUUCUUGCUGGGUGCAUAGCUGGCUCAGUGGCAGCUGUAUCUGUGAACCCCUGUGAUGUAAUAAAGACUCGUCUUCAGUCAAUGGGCAAAGGAAGAAAUGAGGAGAAUUACAGUGGAAUUAUAGAUUGUGCAAGGAAGAUUUGGAUGAAAGAAGGUCCUUCAGCUUUUUUAAAGGGGGCUAGUUGCAGAGCUCUUGUCAUUGCACCUCUCUUUGGUAUAGCUCAAGUGGUUUAUUUCAUUGGGCUUGGAGAAUUUUUCAUAAAUGUAUGCCAGAAUGGGAAACUGUCCCCAUAGACUUUCAUUCAUUGAAUCUCCUGGAAUAUAAUCACAAGAACCCAACUAUCAAGAAACAAUAGCAGCUCAGUCUAUUGACAACUGGUGUGUUGUUUUUUCUGUUAUUAAGCAUGAAAAAGACAAAGCCUUUAUAAAGACACCAGUCAUAAAACACCAUCUAAAAUAGGGGUAUAUCUGAGUUUAUGAAACAAGAAUUCCAAGAGUGGAAUGAGAAUAACUACUUUGGAUAAGUGGAAGGUUGAAGGAAUAUCUAAGGAAAUGUUUUGUGUAUAUAAACAGAACAGGAAGAGAAAGAACUAUCUGUGGGGCCAAAUCUUUGCUGAAAUGUUGAAAAGUGAAUUAAGCAUUUAGUUUUUCUUGGGGUUCCAUAGAUGCUGUUAAUCUAACCCACUUGCUGUCUUUCCAGCUGUAUGUCUGCUAGUGUCUCACUCACUUAAUUGGGAACAAAGGUGUAUGAAUUUUUAUAGAUUGCGUUUUUAACUUUACCUACACUAAAGAAUUUGAUUCCUGUGGUAACUUAAUACAAAAUAAUCCAAAUAUUACCAGCAAAGUAGACUAGUUCCUUAAAUUUAUUAUUUUAAAAGUUAUAAGUCAUUAAUAAAAAAUGGAAAAUGUGCCAUUUAGAAUCAAGUACAGUAUAAUUUAAGACUUCAGGGAAGAAAUGGUGAACCAAAAGUACUGUAGCUCCGCUGAGAGCAAAGCCAAUCACUGCUGUGGAAUGAAGGGCCAGUGAGCGGACCAGUUCUUCGCAAUUCCUUUUUGGACAAGGAGGACUUGGGAUCAUCCACAAGUGCUCCAGAUAGUUGUUCCUUGUGAGGAGACAGCAAGAGCUUUACCUGGAGAGUUUUCAGGUCAGAGAGACAAGGAACACUAUCUUAGCCUUAACUGCAGUAGACUCUUUUAUGAAUACAGGACUUGCAUAAUUUGUUUUUUAAUAACUUUUGGAAAUUUCUUGUUAUCUGCUUUUCAGCUAUUAAAAAUCUUUGGAACAAUAUGUUUUAUAGCACCAGGUGGAUUUCCUUCAAUUCUUAACUAAGUUUUACAUACAAGUUAUUUGAUUCUUUUUUGGGAGGGAGUAAUCAGUGAAAAGGUGAUUAGAACGUUGUUUUUUGAAAGUUACAAACAUACUAAGGGUCCAGAUGGAUUUCAAAUAAAAUUUUGAAAUAAGAAUCAUUCUCAUGGAAAAAUGCUGUUAUCUUGAAUUGAUAGGAUUUUUGAAGGUUUUACACUAUAGAGGGAAACAGAAGAAACUAAAGAUUACAAUUAAAGAUUAAUACUUAAAUUUUACUUACUAAUACAGAAUGGAGCACAAUACUUUCACAUUGGUCAUGUUAAAGGAUAUUUGUGAAUAAUAUACUCAGAAGUUUAAGUUUAGGGGUGCUUGUAUUAUAGAUAGACUGUGUUUAAAAGAUGUAAGUGGAACAAGUUUUACUGGAAAAGAUUAAGGCUGAUUUGAAAGUGGAUUUAAAAAUGACAGACUACAAGAAUGAUGUGGAAAAAGAUGCUACCCUAAAUAUACAAAUGAAACCAGCUGUUGUCUUUACAAUUAAAGGAGAUAUACAAAUAAGAAACCAAAAUAAUGAUGUCGAUAACUUUCCUAUCCUAUUGGAUUUACAAAAGAGGAUUGUUAGUUUUGAAGACUUUUGUGAGAAAGGCAAGAAAAAAUGAACUCAAAUUCUAGAACUCUCUGAAUGGAUUAAAGAGCAAGAUUGUUGAAAGUAAAAGGAAGGAAUAUUAAGUUGAUUUAUUUCAUCAAAUUUAAAACAGAUAUGUUAUCUUCAGUAACCCUUAAUGGACUUGUUGAUCAGGAUGGAAAGAUGAAGUUUUAAGAAUUUGUUUAUAAAUAAGAGAUGAGAUACAGGAAGAAGAGAUCACUUAUUUCAUUUUAAGAGAAGGUAAUAAGUUACAAAAAAUGCUUAUAUUUGUGAUAGAGGAGGAAGUCAUUUCUUUUUUUUUCUUUUCUAUUUUUCUAUUCAUUUUCUUUUUUUCAGUUUGUAUUAGUGUUUAUCUUUUUAAUUAUAAUAUUUAAUAAAAUUACUAUAAAAAAAGAACCAAGUGUAAUUUAACUGGAUUAUUGAUAUUAUUAUUGUUGAUUGUACAAUAAACUGCUAAGCAUUUUUUUAAAAAACAGGCUUUACAUUCUAGCUGUUAUAGAUCAUUUGUCAUUGACCUUGUCUAAGAAAGUGCAAGAGUAUGGGGGAUCAUUCUUUCCAAAGACCUAUAUGUAGAUUUCGGAACAUUAUGUGCCUUGCGUUAUAUCCCUGCACUUAAUCGACUACAAUAAGUUUGAGAUAGGAUUGGGAGUUUGAGAAGAGAUCACAGUCAGGUAGUGUGUUCCAAGCGUUAACAACUCUGUUAUAAAAGUCAUAUUUUCUGCAAUCAAGAUUGAAGCGGUUAAUAUUAAGUUUGAAUCUAUUGUUUGCUCUUGUAUUAUUGCAAUUGAAGCUGAAGUAGUCUUUAACAGGAAGGACAUUGCAAUAGAUGAUUCUGUGUGUUAAACACAGGUCUUGUCGGAGUCAGCGGAGUUCUAAAUUUUCUAAUCCCAGGAUUUCAAGUCUGGUGGUAUAAGGUAUUUUGUUGUUUUCAGAGGAGCGGAGAACUCUUCUUGUAAAAUAUUUCUGGAUGCGUUCAAUUGUAUUAAUGUCAGAGAUGUGGUAUGGGUUCCAGACAGGUGAGCUGUAUUCAAGAAUAGGUCUAGCAAAUGUUUUGUAUGCUCUGGUUAGUAGUGUAGAGUUUUUGGAAAAGAAGUUAUGCAAAAUUAGGUUUACAACUCUUAGAGCCUUUUUUGCUAUGUAGUUGCAGUGGGCUUUGGCACUUAGAUCAUUUGAUAUGAAAACUCCAAGGUCUUUAACAGGGUGGGGGUCA